UUAGUCACGCUGUACGUGAAUGAACAAAAAACAUUGGAUCUUCCAAAGCAAAAUAAACACAGUUUCUAACCAAGUCGCUCCACCAAAAUUGGCGUUACCUAUGGUGGAGUCAUGACCUUUUCGUCCUUGGAUGGUGCCAAGGACCUGGGCCCCCUGAUUGGGGCCCUAGAUCAAGGCACCUCCAGCACCAAGUUCCUGGUGUUUGCAGCCAACACGGCUGAACUGAUCACGUAUCAUCAGAUGCCCGUUCAGACUCAGGCCCCCAAAGUUGGAUUCCUGGAACAGGACCCUAUGGAACUGAUUCAGGGAGCUCGCCAUUGCAUUGAAGCCACUGUGGCCAAUCUGAUCCAAUUGAAUGUGGAUCCUGCCGAUGUGGUGGCCAUUGGAAUUGCGAAUCAACGUGAAACCACCGUGGUUUGGGAUAAGGUCACGGGCCAGCCUUUCCAUCAUGCCAUCGUCUGGUCGGAUACUCGAUGUUUGGAUAUUGUUCAGAGCUACAUGAAACGGGUCCAACGCAAAUCCGACCCGUUGUUUUAUUUCCAACCUUUGAAUGGUUUGCCUUUCUCGUCGUACUUUUCGGUGUUCAAAUUGCGUUGGCUCAUUGACAAUGUGCCAGAAGUGAGAUGGGCGUUGGAACAGAAACGCCUACUCUUUGGAACCAUCGACACUUGGCUCUUGUGGAACCUUACUCGAGGCGAAGAGUCGGAGGAAGUGGGGGAUGAGUUAGUUGGCGCUGAAAAUGGCCUUCAUCUGACGGAUGUGACCAAUGCUAGUCGAACGUUCCUCAUGAACCUUGAGACACUUCAGUGGGAUCCGUACCUGCUAAACUUCUUCGACAUUCCCCUGGAUAUCUUGCCUACCAUUCGAUCGUGCUCUGAGAUCUAUGGGAAAGUCAUGGGUGGCCCACUCGACGGGGUCCCCAUUUCUGGGAUGUUGGGCGAUCAACAAGCGGCGUUAGUCGGGCAAAACUGUUUUCAAGUCGGACAAGUUAAGAAUACGUGCGGCUCAGGAUGUUUCAUGCUCUAUAACGUGGGUCCUGGCAUGCGACUGUCAGAGAAUGGCCUUAUUUCUACCGUGGCUUUUCAAUUAGGCCCCAACGCUAGACCCUUCUACGCCCUGGAAGGAUCGAUUGGGGUGGCUGGCAGCGCUCUUACAUGGCUCAAAGACAACUUGAAUCUCGUGUCAGAUAUCAAAGAGAUUGAAAAACUCGCCUUGAAAGCCGAGACUGAUGUGGGUGUGGUGGUAGUGCCAGCCUUCUCCGGUCUUCUGGCACCUCAUUGGCACCCUGAGGCCCGUGGCCUUAUUUGUGGUCUAAGUCAGUACAGUUCUCGAGACCACGUCUGCCGAGCUACUCUGGAGUCCGUGGCGUUUCAAACGAGAGAUGUGCUUGACAAAAUGAAGCUGGACUGUGAGUGUCCAAUUAACUCUUUACUUGUGGAUGGAGGAAUGUCGCAGAGUGACUUGUUGGUCCAACUACAAGCCGAUAUUCUUGGUAUUCCCAUCAAGCGUCCAUCUAUGGCCGAAACCACAGCCCUGGGAGCCGCAGUUGCAGCCGGAAUUGCCGAUGGAAUCGAUGUUUGGGAUCUCCAGUCUUUGGGCGAGGUCUCAUUUGACACAUUCUACCCGAAGAUAUCCGAAGAAAUCCGCGAGGUCAAGAUGGAAAAAUGGUGCAUUGCUAUGAGGAAAGCAAGACCGUCAGGAUAUCUUUCCGAAGAAGGCAUGAAUCAGACUUCUAAGACUACUCGAAGCAUCAAUGCAUCCAUACCAUUGACCAUUUUCAGCUUGUCAACAUUCUUAAUGUUAAAGAUAGCGGACAUUCUUCAAAACCAAACUGGAUCUAGUUGAAAUUCCAUUACUGAUCUCGCAACCAGAGCUGACAAGACGUCAAAAUACUGCUGUUGUUUUGCUCACUGAUUUAGGUGCUUUAGAUCAAACUUUGCCAAUAAAGUUACUCAAGAUCUUAAAGUGAAAGAACGUGACUUUAAAGAUUUUGCAAUGUUUAUUUCCAUUAUGUUUAUGUAUGUAUGCAUGGUAAAUUAAAAUUUAAGUCAUA
Molecule: messenger RNA, 2053 nt
Organism: Tigriopus californicus
Lineage: Eukaryota; Metazoa; Arthropoda; Copepoda; Harpacticoida; Harpacticidae
Product: glycerol kinase-like
Exons: 4
Coding region: 112-1845 (577 amino acids)
Biological process (GO): glycerol-3-phosphate biosynthetic process; glycerol metabolic process; triglyceride metabolic process
Cellular component (GO): mitochondrion
Molecular function (GO): glycerol kinase activity
Source: RefSeq, a predicted model, not a curated record